UACUCAGUCCCUCUGGUUGCUUACAUGAGAUAACUGAGAAGCUACAGUACAGUAUUAAACCAUAAAGAUACUGUUUAUACUUUUUAUUAUGUUUUUAUCAGUUGUCUCUGAUUUAACUAAGAGCUACAUUAUUUUACAAUAGGAAUUUAUGGGAAUCCAGUUUUAUAUUUUCAUUUCUGGAAAUCCCACGAUUUUUCCAGUGUCUUGAAGUUUCUCAGGUUGGUACACAACCCUUUCAUUCGAAUGACGACAAUGUUCCAGCUUUCCCGGCCACUCUACACUAUCACCUGUUCUAUGCUGGAACCCGCAUCGUUUCCCGAACCCGAACGUUGCCGAAGUUUACCGAAGUUGCCCGAAGGUGUUUGGCUCGUACCCCGCCCGCUCCACCGAGUCCCAAUCCAUUCACCCUAGUGAGACUUGCUUCAAACAUGCAGCGUUCCCCGUGAAGAGGGUGAGAGUUCAGUCAUGUAAACAGUAAUGACAGAAUGUGGUGAGUUGUGCUUCGCUGCCAGCGAUCAAUAGCAGCAGUCGUGACGUCAGACUGAUACUCGACGCUGAUUGGUUACCGCCCUCAAACGCAUAAUAUAUUUAGUACACUCUGCAUGAAUGAGAGGGAAGCUUUUCGUAUCGACAACUCCAAACUGGAAACACCGUUCCGUACGCGAGAAACCAGCAAAAGGGCGUAAAUUGUGAACAUUUUCGGGCCAAAAAUGUUUCCCCGGGUAACAUCGUAGUUGAAAUCGGGACGUGUUCGGUGUGGUGAGCGAAAUUCGUGCGGGAUUACGCGGCUCGGAGUGACGUCUGUGACCGUAGUGACGUGUGGUGAACAGUGAUCAUGUAUCUACCCACCAAUUUCAUCUCUCACAAUGGAUUACCUGUCGAAAGCUUCCCCGAAAUCAACAAUAUCUCAUCUACAUACAUCAUCACUUUCAUCAGUAACCUCAACAGUGCUCCACAAAGUCUCAACACCACCGUUUCAAGCUACCCUCUGUUACGGGAUGAAGGGUGCUACAUUUACAGGUCUGGAGAAAAAUGUUGAGUAGUCAGUUUUCCGGGAACGGUUUCCACAAAGUGCAACAAAAUGUAGCAGAGGUACCAAGUUCACACAAGCUGUACGGCUGGUAGUAGUGGAAAACUCAACUUAAACAAACCCAUCACUAACAAAUAUAUACGUAAAUUUUUGGAACAUAAUUUUUAAAUAUUUAUAGCUUCUAAUAUAAAAAGAUCUCUACUUGUGAGAGUAAAAGUCUAUGCAUAUACACACACUCAGUGAGUAUUAUUUAUUGUGUAAAAGGAUUCACACAUUUUUACCACAUAUAGAUUUCUUAGUGUAUGAGAGACUACACUAUCAAUAGGUGGACAAUUUUUCAAAUUCUUAGUGAAGACUUGUGAUUGGAAAGGACAUUUAUCGAAUUUUAGUGGAGAACUGAUGAGCUAGGUACCGGUAGACGGUUCUCAAAUUCUAGUGAAACUGGAGGACAAUGUUUCAUAUUUGUUGAGUUUGUAGUGUGCAAAUGACGAUUUAGGUGGAGGAUUUUCCAGUUUUAGUGAGAGAAAAUCAUGGAUAACCGAGUGAUGUUGAUUUUGUGAGUUAAGAAACAUUCUUGAACAUCAUAUCCUGGGGUUGUAGUUGAUGUAGGGGGAGAUUAUAGUGCAUUAACUACCACACACACAAACACAAACACUAUAUUUUGGUUGGAGACAAUAUUUCAACUAUGUUCUAGGAAAAUUAGUUACAAAUCUAGGUUAUUUCAACUCAUCAAACCAAUCUAGGCCACCCUACACUAGUUGAUAACAACACCAGGUGAGACUAUCUGCGUCAUGAACAAGAGUGUAAACUAUCCUCAAAAUCUACUAGAGCAAAUUGUCGAUUCGUGUUUGAAAACAUGGGGCCUCGGAUACGUUGUACUGCUGCUCUAUCGAUUGUUAUUUGAGUCAGGUGUUGCGUUGUUUAUUGUAACUGGUGACAGCUGCUGUUAUCGUGGAAUUCGCCGCGUCAAGAGUGAGAGAGUUCUGUGUGGUUGGGGUACGAGAGAGAAUAAGGUGAACGAAAAAUCAUUACAGUCUUCUAAUUAUUGUAAGAGAGAGGGAAAUAUUUGUAAUCAUAACUAUUUAAACGCUAAUAACCCUUCUGCUUCUACAUUGUCAUCAUCGACUUCUUCUAUUUCUACUACGAAACUAAACUAUUAUUAUCAUUGUAACACACAUUUCGAGAGAUUUUGGCAGCAACAAGUUGGUAGAACUGUUGAGGGAAAAUUGUGUGACGCAAUCGAGCACAGGAACAAACGAGAGUAUUUGUUUAUCUUGUCAUUAUUACAAAAGAAAUGCACAUCUGUGUCAUCCACGUACUUCUGCUAUGUAUAAUACGCAAAAAGUUGACAGGAGGCAGAACUUGUGUCAGCUGUUAGCAAACUUGAAGGCUGCAUUCAGCUGGAUCUUUCUGUGGCGUCUGAUUUUGGACAGAUUGAUACAGUUGUGGGACACUAUAUCGCCUCUGCUCAGUUUGUUUCGGGUCGUCAAGUUGAAACGCAGUCGUAUACGGUUCAAGGAUAAGGUGGAAAAGUCGGAAGUGUGCGAUUCGGGUCGUGUUUUCAGUUUGAAUCAAAAUGGCGGAGGACUUUCUGAUAGUUUUCAGGUUGGUAUUGAGUGCUGCGACGUUGCCAGUUGGUGCACAGGUGUGUGGAUAGCGUUUUUGAACACAAAUUCAACCUUUACAAACACUUAUUCAACAUCAAAAAACCACCACACUAACCUAACAUCAGAUAACAGGUGUGACGUCACUCUAACCUCAAAGUGUUUAGAAACUAACCUAACAUCAUCAGAAGAUAACAGGUGGGAGAAUCUAACCUCUGACAGAGAUUGUGAGAGUCUAACCUCAAACUUUGUGAAAACUAAACCAAGUUUAGGUGACAACAUUCUAACAAAACCUGACAGGUGCAAGAAUCUAACCACAAACUGUACAAACCUAUCAGAUAACAUUUCAAACUCUGUGAAAACUUUUGAAACAACAUCAAGUUGGUGUGACAACGAUAUUCUAAACAGUGUGCAAACUAAACUAGGAUCAGUGAACAGUGGUUUAAGGCGGGUUUACAGGAUUAAGGCCGGUUUUAGGACCGUAGAAUGGCCUCUGACAUGCCGGACCUGUCACACCUCACCAGCGAGGAACGUCAGAUCAUCGAAAAUGUUAUGAUGAGACAGAAGCAGGAGGAGGAACGCGAACAGGAGAUCAUGAGACGCAAACAAGACGAAGUGGAGAUCCUGGAGGAGACAAUUCGCCAGCGAUCGGAACAGCAGAAGAAGGCGGGCGUCGAAUUGGACGCCACCUGCCACAUCUGCCUCAAGACCAAGUUCGCCGACGGCGUCGGUCACAUGUGUAACUACUGCAACAUUCGCUGUUGCGCCCGCUGCGGCGGCAAGGUCACGCUCAGGUCAAACAAGGUGAUCUGGGUAUGCAUCCUAUGCCGGAAAAAACAGGAGCUGCUGUCGAAAACUGGCCAGUGGAUCCAGAAGGGCAUGACAGGAGGGGUGGGAGGCAGUGGUGGGGAUGCGAUUAUGCGUCGCAUUGAGGCCGAUCUGAUCCAACAACAGCUGACGACACCUGGAGACAAACGACCCAAACUGGAGAGAGCACACAGUGCAGCCGAGAAGGAAAAUCAGCCUCUGCUGAUGAGGUCGGGAAGUGUGCUGAGGAGACAGUUUUCCCAGCAAGAACAACCCACCACUGCCAACAUGUCGCCGCAACAGAGGGAGGCUGAGGCUGAUUUCUACCGAGACGAACUAGAAACACUGAUGCGCCAACAACAGGCAAAACAAUUCUCAGGGCGCAACGACAGCCUCAGUUCAGAGCAAUCCUCAUCCAUGGACUUCCACCACCCGCACCAUCCUCAGCACCACCCUCCGCACCACCCCCAGGGCGGGCUCAGGGGGGUGCUGCUGCCUCCAACACCUUCAGUCCCCGGAGGCGGCAAGAAGCAUCGCCGGCCUGGCUCGCAGAAGCGGACAGCGGCACCGUCGCAGCCCGGUCACCCAUCCAGGGGCAGUACGCAGCAGCCGCCGCAGCAUUCCAUCUCUAGUUCGGAUGACGAACUGAGGUCUACGCCUGAAUACACCAGUUGCGAGGAGCAUGAUAGCGAAAAAGUGAUGACGUCGAAUGGCUGGACCAACAGCCAGAACCAGGUGGUGACUCAUCGCGAGAUCAAGGUCACAAUAGUGGACAGCAAACGGCGCAAGAAAACGGUCCGCUUUGACGCACACCACUGCGGCAAUGGCGGCAAGGACGGAAGCGGCAGCGGCAAGGAUAGCGGCAUAGACACUUCCAGCACGUUCACGUCGAGCGAGGAUUCAAAUUCCGCGCCAAAGAACCCGUUAUCAUGGCAGGUGCUACCAGAUGGCUCCCGUAUGCACGGUCACAUGAUUUUGAAAAAAGCGCCCUCACAAGAUGGCGGUGGACGCCAUCUUGGUUCGAGCAGCAGUAGCAGUAGCACGGCCAUCUUGGGUCUCAAGGUCUUUGGAGGUCAACUGUUGGAGGGAGGAGCAAGGCGGGGGGCCAUCAUCCAGAAGGUCAAGAAGGGGAGUACAGCUGAUGUUCAAGGACAGUUGAGGGCAGGAGACGAGGUGAUAGAGUGGAACGGUCGCUCACUACAGGGCAAGAGCUACCAGGAGGUAUGUGACAUCAUAGCUGAAUCCAAACAAGAGCCACAGGUGGAGCUGAUAGUGUCGCGCCCUAUCGGCGUCAAACGAACUAGCGGAGGUGCCCACACGUGGCGGCAGUCACCCACGCCUAAAGACGUGUACGGCCGAGACAAGCCGAGUGUACUAGUGACGUCACCAGGGUCACCUGACCUACAUUCUAGGGGAACGCAUCGAGUCUCGACCACUGUUAACGCUAACUCUAAUAUUGGCGGUCGAGUCCAGGUUAAACUUUGGUUUGACUCAGGUGCAUUGCAACUAGUGGUAACUCUAGUAUGUGCAGCCGGUCUGGUGCCGAGAAGCAACGGCUCUCCUAGAAAUCCUUACGCUAAACUCUACCUCCUACCCGAUAGAAGCGAAAAAUCGAAACGACGAACGAAAACGUUGGCGAACACAAACGACCCCAAGUGGAAUCAGAGUUUCAUCUACACGUCUGUGCGCCGCGCCGAUCUCAAACUUAGAAUAGUAGAAGUCACCGUCUGGGAUUAUGUCCGGUUCGGAGCCAAUGACUUCUUAGGAGAGGUUUUAGUGGAACUGAGCGUAGCGUUACUGGACAAUGAACCUGACUGGUUUCACCUGGGACCCCAUGAGGUUGUCUAUCCGCCUCAUGGUGUCAUGGACGAUGGCGACCUAGCCCUGACUCCUACCGAUCACCUGUCGCCUCCCUCUACGACAUCUCGGCUCUCCGAUUCGGAUCCGUCAGACAUCGACGACACACGCGAACGACGCGUUGCCGACGGAGCUAGCAUCAGCAGUGUGGGCAGCUCUACUAGUCCACCGCCCGACAUCGAAAUGACAGGGGGCGGUGACAAGCAACGCCGAUCGCGUCGCGACAUGAUGACGUCAUCACCAGGGGGCCGCAAGGGGGUAGGGAUGGUGCCUCCCUUGACAGGCAUCGGACCCAAAGGGGGCAACUACGACACUGUACCCGGAAUCGGUACCAAAGGGGGCUACGACCAGGGGGGCAACCCCCGGCAUAACCCCCACCAUAACCCGCAUUAUGGGGGUCAUCAGGGUCCCCAGCCGAGGUCCCAUUCGGCUGCACCUCCCCUAGACUGCGGCACUAGGUCGAGGUCGAAGAGUCCGCCUCAUCGGAGUCUCUCACCGCCUGAUUAUAAACGAGUAUACCAAUCACCAGGAGGCCCAGACUUCGGCUCGCAACACCACGCAUAUGUGCCACGGUUUCCGGUGUCCAGGUCAGCCACGGCUACACCAAUCACGUCACCCAAGAAGCACCGUCAACUGCCCCAAAUACCGCCCCAUAUGCCAUCUGCGUCCAGCGGGGGCGGCAAUAUAUCGCACAUCAUACCGCCUUCGUUGAGGGAGCGAGUGACACAGGAUAUGGAAGAGAGAGCGCAUGUUAUGAAACAACGCAUGCGCCAAGUACAACAAACUCAUAGGCCUGGAUCAGGAAUCAGCAGUUGGAACCGUCACCACUACACAGGUCUGAGCGACAGUGAUCUCCCCUCGUCCCACGUGACUAGUGACUACCUGCACCAACAUGGCGGCAUGAUGACGUCACACCGUGGUUCGGGUAGGAGGAGGGGUGGAAGUGGUGCUUAUUCCCCCGACAGAGAUGUGCUCACCAGUGAUAGGGAGCUGUCCGAGAGAGGGGGUCGGGAAAGAGGUGAUAGGGGUGGAGGUGAUAGCGAUUUAGAAAGUGUGGCCAGUAUUACAAGUAGUGCGCUGUCUACACAGAGUGAGAGGCCGAGGGGGAGUAGCCGAGGAUUUAGUGAGUAUGGUCCCACCAACGUGGGAGCGAUUUCCGCGGGGGGAGGUAGUCACCAUCAUCAACCCUCUCGGCAGUCAUCCACUAAACGGGGAACGUUUUCCAGGAGCCUGUCCAACGCGGAUGUGCCUACGGAUGAGCAAGGGGACGGGAGCCUGAGUGAUACGGCAGUGGGUCACCAUCACCAUGGCAACGGGGGGCACCGGAAAAGCGGUGGAAAUGUCAGCGGCAACGUCACGUCUAGUGGAAAAUCGUCUUCGGGGAUGGGAAAGAAAAGCAACUCAACAUCCCAGCUGUCGGCAACAGGCAGAAAACGUAGGAUAGGCUUCGGAGUGAGAGGGAAGACUUCGUUUACAGUGCACCGGUCGGAGGAGGUUCUUCCUGACGAAGUGAGACACUUGGUGAAACAGACCUCGUCGAUAUCAAGCGACGGCGAAGGAUCGCAGGAUGGAGACAGUUGGACACCUAGCUUGAAAGGCUCGGACGGGGGUCAGUUGUCCGAUUUCAUCGAGGGUCUCGGUCCGGGGCAACUGGUGGGACGACAGGUGCUGGGUGCCCCCGCCCUGGGGGAUAUCCAGCUCUCCAUGUGCUACCAGAAAGGGUACCUCGAGGUGGAGGUCAUCAGGGCGAGAGGGCUGCAGGCCAGGCAGGGUUCCAAAGUGCUUCCAGCGCCGUACGUGAAAGUGUACCUGGUGAGCGGCAAGAAGUGUCUGGCCAAAGCUAAGACGACGACAGCCCGACGAACGCUCGAUCCUCUCUACCAGCAACAGUUGCAGUUCAGGGAGAACUUCCAAGGCUGCAUACUACAGGUGACAGUAUGGGGCGACUACGGACGCAUCGAGGGAAAAAAGGUGUUCAUGGGCGUGGCUCAGAUCAUGCUUGACGACCUCAACCUGUCCAACAUUGUCAUUGGCUGGUACAAGCUGUUCGGCACCACGUCAUUGAAUUCAUCGCAUAGUUCAUUAUAUCCAUGAGAUUUCAGUGAAACUAUACGUCAGUUUCAAGUGAGAUAUUAUCAUACAAGCAGUGACAAUGCCCCGAAACGAUACAGUCAGCAAAAUAUCCUGCGUUUCCAUGGUUACAAAUCAAAAACAAGAACUUUUCAAAAUACUCGCUACAAUAAUAAGCGUCGAUCAUCUUCAAAAAAAUCUAUCACCUUACAUAAUUUAUUCCACAUUGUAACCUACAAUGACUGUUAUACAUAAUACAUACUAUUACAUGACAAAAAUUACUACGAUUUGAAGAUAAUCUUGAAGUAAUGCUCUGAAUCAUAUAAGGUUUCUACCAUUUUUUUAUUUUCGCAAGAUAAAUAAUACGAAAAAAAUUAUUAACAAAAAAAAGAUAUCAAAUAAUAUUACUAUUAAAUAUCGUCUUUUGAAUAUUGUAAAUUACUAUAUCAACAUAUCUUAUGCAAAACCGAUCAUUAAACAUACAUAAAAGAAUUUAUCCAUAAAGAUUCUAUAAUGUUGAAAAUACUACAUUUUCUAAACCGCAAAAAGGGUAUAAGGAGUAAAAAUAAUGUAUUUAUGACGCAUAAGUUUAUGAUUGUUGAUUUCGUGUUCCGAUAAAUAUGUUUACCUAUUAAUUAUGAAGUUAUUUACUAUUGAAAAUAAUUAAUUUCAACUUUUGUGGGAUCUUUCUUUGACAGUGUCCAUUUAUCAUACCUGUACCUUGUUCACCAAUUUUCAUAUUUUAUUUAUUUUUAAUAGUUAUAAACUUGUGUAUUUUUUAGUUCCAAUGAAAUUUAAUAUGGAAUAAGUUUCAGUUUCAUAAAAAUAAUUCAAAUUUGGUUGCAACCAACUUAGAUGAUUAUAAUCGGUUGGAACUGUACUGAUUUCCCCAUAUUUGUCUGGAAGUGAAAUUAAUCGAUAUGAGUUAUCAAUAACUAUUAUAAAUAGAAGUUUAUCUCAUAAGUAGAAAUUUGCAUAUCUUCAAUAUAGUAUCGACAUUAUUUGGAAAAAAUUAUUCUGUUAUUGAAAUUUAUAGAAUAUCUUGUGAUGCAGUAAGAAUUGGUUACAUUAUAUCAUUCCUUUAUAGUUUCCAAUAUUGAUUAGGAAUCGGAACUUUUCGAUGAUUAAUUUUGUUGCAAAAACAAUAUUAUCAAAAGAAACCUUAUCAUUGAAUUCAAUAGCCUAUUGUAUAUUUGCUAUUCAUAUAAUUUGAAAUUGUUUUUAUGUAUAAACAUCUCCAUCCUUCCUGUGAUUUUCAUUUGCAAUGUGAUAAUUUGAGCGCUAUUUUUAUCGACAGAGUUUUGUAACUUUCAAAUUCUCCUUAAAUUUAGAAAAAAAUUGAAUCCAUCUUUGUAAUUUUUUAUGGUUGUAUGCAAGGUUUGUAGUUUUGGAAGAAAUAUUCAGAGUUCCACCUCAAUAUUUGUUAGGAUAUAUUUAGGGAUAAUUAUUGUUUCCCAUUAAAUCGACCCAAACUAUUGAAGCUUUUGAAGUGUUUUCAAUUUGAAAUACGACGUAGUACACCCAUACUAUGACAAUAUUAAGGUAUGCUAGAGUUGAUAGAUGUGUGCAAAUACUCUUUUUAACCUUGUAAAGUACGCUCGAUACUGUUUUUAAAGCUUAACUCCUUCUCUCGGCAUUUAUUAUUCGAGUUUUAAGUAGUAGGGUGCGUUCAAAAGUCAUGAGAUAUUUUUGUGCAUAUCUAUUGAGCAUUCUAUGCCUAGAAUUGUAUCUUAUGACUUGGACAGAAUAGGUGAGGUGGAUCUCCGCUAUAUUUCUAGUAAAAUAUAAGAUUAUCUAGGUCAAAAUUUCACAAAUUGUAAAUACCAUAUCAUUCUACCAACUAAUUCUCAAUCAUUUAUAUUUAAAAAUGAUUUCAAUAGACAACAUUAUCUGUAACUGUCUUCAAAAUCCAUAUCCUUUUGUUCCAGUCCUGUUCGAUCUUGUAAUAUAGCCUAUAUUUAUUCUAAGUAGGCUAUAUGUCUCAAUCUACCAGUUAAUUCUCAAUCGUUUAUAAUUAUAAAUGAGUUUAAUAGACAACAUUAUCUGUAACUGUCUUCAAAAUUCAUAUCCUUUUGUUCCAGUCCUGUUCGAUCUUGUAAUAUAGGCCUAUAUUUAUUCUAAGUAGGCUAUAUGUCUCAAUCUACCAGUUAAUUCUCAAUCAUUUAUAAUUAUAAAUGAGUUUAAUAGACAACAUUAUCUGUAACUGUCUUCAAAAUCCAUAUCCUUUUGUUCCAGUCCUGUUCGAUCUUGUAAUAUAGGCCUAUAUUAAAUUUAUUCUUAAUAGGCUAUAUAUCUUGCACUUGAUCAAUUAAUUGAUCAAUCACUUGUUUAAUUAUUAAUUAAUUAUGAGAAAGCCAUGCUAACUCUCAAGCUCGGUUGCACAAAAGCUCGUUGAAAUUCAAUAAUGAUCAAAUCAUGUCACGAAAAGAGAAGACUCAUUCAAAAAGAAGGUUUCUCUGAUUGGCUCUCGUGGCAGUUAAUCAUGAUUGAAAUUUAAAUUGUUUUUGUGUAACCGGGGUUUAAUUCCUUUUUUAAUUUGAAACUACAUUGUCUCUAAAAUGUUUACAAACACUGUAGUGAUGUCAGUGUUUUUAGAGAUAUCAAUAAUGUUGUAGCCCAACAGCCCAAAAAAGUAUCUCAUUUUUUGAGAGAAUCUAUGAUGGUUACAAUAUAAUAAUAUCAUUAUCAAGUUUUUUUACUUUAUACUUAUCAGCCUACUUAGUAUGAAUAUCGUUCCCACAAUAUCCCAUUUAUUGCCAUAUGUUUACCACAUUAUUUGUAGAUAUUGUAUCACAUUUUUCCCAACAUGCAAGACAUUUAAAAUUUUUUUCUCAAUUUCUUCCCAAUAUCCAGUAAAUCUAACUCUGCAAACCCAAUUUUUUUCCAAUCUCUGAAAAACUUAAAGUAAAACUACAACCUUGCAAACAACAAAUGAGCCUUUAUACUUGAGCUGGUCAACUGUGCGUGUGUGAGAGAGUGAGAGUGAGAUGGUGAAUAACGUAAACUGUAAUGCAAACUUACCGUAAGGUUACCUGUAAAUAUUAUACAUAUAAAAUAUCAUGACUCAGCAUUAUCUAUCAGUAUAGCGUAAAUAAACACAAUGUCCGUGAUACAAAAAAUAUGCAGAAUACAAUAUUAAAUGAAAAUUUAUAAUUAAAUAUACAAUUAUAAAUUUUAUAAUGUACAUCAUAUAUGCUGAAAGGUAUUGAUUGAUAUCAGUAUGAAUGUUAUCGACUUACCGUGAACGGAGUGCUUAUCGUAUGUAAUAUGGAAUAAACUAAGUCUAAUAUGUAUAUUUACCAAUGUAUUUAUACAUGCAACCACACCUAUAAAAUACUCAAGUAUGUAAGUGUUACUUGUGUGUGUUCGUGUAUGUAUGAAACUGUAUAAAUACUAUUAACAAAUGUAUUAAUGAUUUUUACAUGAAGAUAAGUUAAUUAUUAAAUAACAAGAAAGCUUUAAUGAUGCUGAUUAUGAUAAUAAUGAUAAAAUGCUGAAAAUGUUAACUCUCAAUCAAUAAUAAUAAAUAAUAUUAUUUCUGAA
Molecule: messenger RNA, 10911 nt
Organism: Nilaparvata lugens (brown planthopper)
Lineage: Eukaryota; Metazoa; Arthropoda; Insecta; Hemiptera; Delphacidae
Gene: Rim
Product: regulating synaptic membrane exocytosis protein 2
Exons: 25
Coding region: 3121-7392 (1423 amino acids)
Biological process (GO): calcium ion-regulated exocytosis of neurotransmitter; intracellular protein transport; regulation of membrane potential
Cellular component (GO): presynaptic membrane; cytoskeleton of presynaptic active zone
Molecular function (GO): small GTPase binding; transmembrane transporter binding
Source: RefSeq, a predicted model, not a curated record